Arabidopsis thaliana (thale cress) is the source of this 1401-nucleotide messenger RNA. It is a transcript of the gene PAP25, whose product is annotated as purple acid phosphatase 25. Bases 1 to 1401 code for a protein of 466 amino acids. Gene Ontology annotation, cellular component: extracellular region. Gene Ontology annotation, molecular function: metal ion binding; hydrolase activity; acid phosphatase activity. The record is from RefSeq and is marked reviewed. The transcript is spliced from 7 exons. Lineage: Eukaryota; Viridiplantae; Streptophyta; Magnoliopsida; Brassicales; Brassicaceae.
AUGAGGAUGAACAAAAUUUUACUUGUUUUUGUGUUUCUAAGCAUUGCCACUGUAAUCAAUAGUGGAACAACAAGCAACUUUGUCCGCACAGCUCAACCAUCAACUGAGAUGUCUCUCGAAACUUUUCCAUCUCCGGCUGGUCAUAAUGCUCCGGAACAGGUUCAUAUCGUCCAAGGAGAUUACAAUGGACGUGGUAUAAUCAUAUCGUGGGUGACCCCCUUAAACCUAGCUGGUUCAAACGUGGUUACUUAUUGGAAGGCAGUUGAUGGUGAUGUGAAACCGAAAAAGAAGAGAGGUCAUGCCUCUACCUCGUCUUACCGAUUUUAUGACUAUACUUCUGGUUUUCUUCAUCACGCCACAAUUAAAGGACUCGAGUAUGAUACCAAAUACAUCUAUGAGGUUGGAACUGAUGGAUCCGUUAGACAAUUUUCCUUCACUAGUCCUCCAAAGGUUGGACCUGACGUUCCAUACACUUUCGGCAUUAUUGGUGAUCUUGGACAAACUUUAGCUUCUAACGAGACAUUAUAUCAUUACAUGUCAAACCCUAAAGGCCAAGCUGUUCUCUUCCCUGGAGACUUAUCUUACGCAGAUGACCAUCCAAACCAUGAUCAGAGAAAGUGGGAUUCGUGGGGAAGAUUCGUGGAGCCUUGUGCUGCUUACCAAACCUUCAUCUAUGCUGCCGGGAAUCACGAAAUUGAUUUUGUCCCAAACAUUGGGGAGCCUCAUGCCUUCAAGCCCUACAUUCACCGUUAUCAUAACGCCUACAAGGCCUCGAAGAGCAUAUCUCCUCUUUGGUACUCUAUUAGACGUGCAUCUGCUCACAUCAUCGUCCUCUCCUCUUAUUCUGCCUACGGAAAAUACACACCUCAAUACGUGUGGCUCGAGCAAGAGUUGAAGAAGGUGAACAGAGAAGAGACUCCAUGGCUUAUUGUCAUGGUUCACUCGCCGUGGUACAACAGUAAUAACUACCAUUACAUGGAAGGUGAGAGCAUGAGAGCAAUGUUUGAGUCGUGGUUCGUUAACAGCAAGGUUGAUUUGGUUUUGUCUGGUCACGUCCAUUCCUAUGAGAGAUCCGAACGUGUCUCCAAUAUUAAAUACAACAUCACCAAUGGCUUGAGCUAUCCUGUGAAAGACCCUUCUGCUCCAAUCUACAUCACUAUCGGAGAUGGAGGAAACAUUGAAGGAAUCGCAAAUAGUUUUACUGAUCCGCAACCGAGCUAUUCGGCGUAUAGAGAAGCUAGUUUUGGUCAUGCAGUUUUGGAGAUUUACAAUAGAACUCACGCAUACUACACAUGGCAUAGGAACCAAGACAAUGAACCUGUUGCCGCUGAUUCAAUUAUGUUGCAUAACAGAUAUUUCUUUCCAGUAGAGGAAUUAGAAUCUGGCAACACUAGGGCCUAA